UUACGUUUCUAUUGGGGAGAUCUUUGGUGGAAGCUAGAGGACGGGCGUGGUUGGAAGGAGUUUUAAGGCAAUGGCAGGGGGUGGCUUUGUUGGUGGCGAGGCAGGAAAGAGAGCAGAAUUUUAUGAGGGGAAGAUCACGGGUUAUUUCAUCCUGGCUUGCAUCAUUGGAUCGCUUGGAGGAUCCCUUUUUGGAUAUGACCUUGGUGUCUCUGGUGGAGUAACUUCCAUGGAUGAUUUCUUGAAGGAAUUCUUCCCAGGUGUAUACAAAAGGAAGCAGGAACACCUAAAUGAAACCGACUACUGUAAAUAUGAUGACCAGCUGCUCACUCUCUUCACAUCCUCCCUAUAUUUCGCUGGCCUCAUCUCCACCUUUGGAGCCUCACCUGUGACCAGAAAAUAUGGAAGAAGGGCCAGCAUCAUGGUUGGUGGAGCCAGCUUCUUCCUUGGUGGAGCCAUCAAUGCAGCAGCCAUUAACGUUGCCAUGCUGAUCAUUGGCAGGAUUCUUCUCGGAGUUGGCAUUGGAUUCGGAAAUCAGGCAGUUCCACUCUAUCUUUGUGAGAUAGCACCCUAUAAAAUCCGAGGGGCAGUCAACCAACUAUUUCAACUAACAACCUGCUUGGGGAUUUUGAUUGCCGAUGUUAUCAACUACUUCACAGAGAAGCUCCACCCAUGGGGAUGGAGAUUAUCCCUUGGUUUGGCGGUGGUGCCUGCGACUCUAAUGGUUGUUGGUGGUCUUUUCCUUCCUGAGACUCCAAACAGCCUCGUGGAACAAGGUAGGCUGGAUGAAGCAAGGAAUAUCUUAGAGAAAGUAAGGGGUACCACGAAGGUGGAGGCAGAAUUGGAGGACCUAGUGGAGGCAAGUGAAGCUGCAAGAGCGGUGAAACACCCUUUUAAGAACCUUUUGAAACCAAGGAACCGUCCACAGCUUGUGAUUGGAGCGCUUGGGAUCCCCGCAUUCCAGCAGCUCACUGGCAUGAAUUCCAUACUGUUCUAUUCACCCGUAAUCUUCCAAAGUUUGGGUUUUGGGUCUGCGGCUUCCCUGUACUCAUCAAUUAUAACCAGUGCAAUGCUACUGAUUGGUGCACUUGUCUCAAUGGCAGUGGUUGAUAGGUUUGGAAGGAAGUUCCUAUACAUAGAAGGUGGCAUUCAGAUGAUUAUUUCUAUGGUGAUUGUCGCUGUCACUCUUGCACUGACAUUUGGUCAUGGAGAGAUGCUUCCCAAAAAUGUAGCUGUCCUUCUAGUGAUUGCAAUAUGUGCAUUUGUAGUGGCAUAUGGCUGGUCAUGGGGGCCUCUUUCCUGGUUGGUUCCAAGUGAGAUCUUCCCCCUGGAGACAAGAUCAGCAGGACAAAGCCUGGUGGUUUGUGUCAACCUCUUCUUCACCGCUGCAGUAGCGCAAUGCUUCCUUCUUUCAUUGUGCCACCUCAGAUACGGAGUCUUCAUCCUUUUUGCCAGCCUUAUCGCCGUUAUGACCUUUUUUAUCAUCUUUCUUCUGCCUGAAACAAAGCAAGUGCCAAUAGAGGAGAUGUCUCAACUGUGGGAGAAGCACUGGUAUUGGAAGAAGAUUGUAGGCGGUCCUGAUAUAGAUAGGGAAGUCGUUAUACAGCAUCAACACCCAUAAUAAAGAACUAUAUUCCUUGCCUUCCUUUUAUCCAUUCUCUCUAGUCUGUGGAAGCUGCAUCACCAAUAAACAUUAAACAAAGUCUUUUUCUUCUAUUUUCAGUUUAGGAUAGUACUUCUGUAGAAAAAACUUGGACAGAUUACCUUGCAAAUAGGGAUAGUAACAAUGAAGAAGAGAAAUAUUGUUUUUAUUGCAUUGAUCUCUCUGCAAUUUGUAGUUGAUGUAUUG
Messenger RNA from Phoenix dactylifera (date palm), 1846 nucleotides. RefSeq names its product sugar transport protein 14-like. Gene Ontology annotation, cellular component: membrane. Gene Ontology annotation, molecular function: monosaccharide transmembrane transporter activity. The record is from RefSeq and is a predicted model, not a curated record. Lineage: Eukaryota; Viridiplantae; Streptophyta; Magnoliopsida; Arecales; Arecaceae. Gene Ontology annotation, biological process: monosaccharide transmembrane transport.